This is a messenger RNA of Hemicordylus capensis (graceful crag lizard), 1806 nucleotides long. Its product is annotated as gastrokine-1-like. The transcript has 8 exons. Lineage: Eukaryota; Metazoa; Chordata; Lepidosauria; Squamata; Cordylidae. Bases 233 to 766 code for a protein of 177 amino acids. Gene Ontology annotation, biological process: regulation of cell population proliferation. The record is from RefSeq and is a predicted model, not a curated record.
AAAAAAACAGUUAUUUUUAAAAAUGGCCACCACAUAUGCUCAAAUGGUCCCUGUGAGGCCCUAGAGGCCAGUGGGGGGAGGGGGAACCUUUGCAGACCCCCCCUGGCCUUUAUGAAGCCCCCCGAAGGGGCUACAGUUGGGUACAUAAAGGGCAGCAAGAAGACAAGACCGAUUCUUCCACCUUGGCUUUCGGUGUCUGGUCUUUUGGCUCGGAGUCCAAGCUAGCGCCAAGAUGAAGAUGCUCAUUUUGACUGCUGGCCUCUUGGGGCUGUUUAUGAGCUCGGCUUUUGCAAACGACUCUAUCCAGCUCAUAAACAAGGACAAUGAUGGAGGAACUGUCUACCAGACGGUGAACAUCAACAAUAAGAUCAACGUGGCAACCUUUAACCUUUACUCUGGAACUCACUCAACCAAUGCGCUUGUCGACUACAACAGUGGGAUCAUUCUUUACCACAUGCCCUACAAGAGGAUAUGUGUCGUGUCCAGGAUGAACAGGGACAGCUUCCCAAGUAUAACGCAACUUGAGAGCAUGAUCCACGAGGGGCAUGCCUUGACUUCUCUCCACCGAAGCUAUGGCAUCUCCCGCAAGGUUGUGAGCCACAUGUCUGAGCUCGGAAGGCCCACCCAAGCCAUCUGUGAAGGCCUGACCACCUACUGGGCGACUGAGUUCCAAAGGCCAUAUCCUUUAGUUGGAGGCAGAGGCUGUGCUGGACUGAAUCUCCUCAUUCUGAAGGUGAAUUUAUGUGGAGGCAUUUCCCUCUUCUAACCGGGACUGGAAAGACUUCUCCCAACUUCACUACUUACCAAAAAUAUGCAAAACACAUUUCUGAUGUGAUAUCUCCACUGACUGAACAUGAAGCUAUGACAUUUGGUCUGCAGAAUCAUUCGAUAUUGCUACAUUUCACUUUCAAAAAGAAGCACACUAAUUAAUGUACUCAUCCAUUUCUGGGGAGGGUGAAUCUGCGGAAAGGCUUGGUAAUGUUUGCUUUGGGAUAUUUGGAUUGAAUGUUGGGAUGGUAUUUAUGUUACAGUCUUUACGUUCACUGCAUAAGUUUCUAUUGAUUUUUUCCCCUUUUUCUUUUUAAGAAUUUUAUUAAAUUACAUACAUUACACUUACAAUGCAAAUAGUUCCAAAAACUCAGACCAAGUCCCUUUAUACUUAGAAAAACAAGAUCUAGUCUUUUAAAAAGGACAUUUGUGGACUGCUAAAGUAAGUAAAUCGAAGAGACAUUUUUCAGUAUCUGGUAGGUACUUCCAUUUCCAAUUUUGUAGAAUAAUGCAUUUAGCCACUAGAAAGGCCCUAGUAAGCCAUUUUCAUUGAUGAAGGGUUAUUCCUUCUACAUCACAAAGCCUUCCCAACAAAACUGAAAUAGGAUCUAGAUCAGUGAUUCUCAAACUUGGGUCCUCAGGUGUUAUUGGACGUCAACUCCCAUAAUCCUCAAGCAAAGGACAGUGAGGCUGGGGAUUAUGGGAGUUGAAGUCCAAUAACACCUGAGGACCCAAGUUUGAGAAUCCCUGAUCUAGAGGAUAUUCCCUUGCUAUGACUAGAUUGACAUAGUCACUUACCUUUUUCCAGAAUGGAGAUAUUACCUUACAAUUAAGGAACAGAUGUAAGAAUUAGCAAUAUUCAGUGAUUCAAUAUUCAGGUCUUUACAUUUGUCGCUUAAGUUUCUAUGGAGUUAUGGAGUUGCUAUGGAAUUGAGCAAUAUUAAAUCAUCAUUCGUCUUACAGUCUUUACAUUAAUAACGUACGUUGCUGUGGUGUUACAGAAGCAAUAUUAAACGAUCAUUUGGUGUUUUCAUGAAA